AUAACACAACCAUGAUGGGUUGACUUGGGGGGGAGGUGGUUGGAGAGAGGAAGUGUGCAUUCGCCACCACUUGCUCAGCUAUGGAGACCAACAAAGUUCUUCAUUUCGUGCCUUCGGAGGCGCCUCCCUCUGGGAUGUCCAAGAAUGGAUACUUUUUUCAAGAAAUGGAGCAGCGGGAGGCAGAGCAGGAGGAGGGCAGCGAGGGCCGAGAGGAGGGACAGGACUCGCCGAUCGCCUGCGGAGAUGACAUCCACCUCUAUGACAACCAGAUCAGCCCUGGGCCAGAUGCUGACGACUCUGGUUGUGUGUUGCUGAACACAUCAAGAAAGUAUGUGAAGCUGAUGAACUUCGAGGAGGAGAUUCGUGCACACCGGGACCUGGAUGGCUUCUUGGCGAGGGCCAGUAUCCUGCUGGACGAGACUGCGGCAUCCCUGGACGAUGUUCUGAAGAGAAUGUUGCACCAUGUGGGCCAAGACAGCAAUGCAUCUGAGCCCAGCUGCAACUUCGAGGAGGUGAUGAGCAUGCUUUUCACAGAUGCAGGAGCUCAGGAGGUCAACGUCCACCUGCUGUCAGAGACGAUCCAGGGGGUUACAGCCACGGCCACCGGGAUCCAGUACCAGCAGUCCUGGCUCUGCAUCCUCUGCAACGUGAAGCAUCUCCAGAGGCGUCACGUGUGCAUCUCUCGCCUGGAGAGGCCGCAAAACUGGGGGGAGAACUGCUGCGAGGUCCGCUAUGUCAUCCUGAUACUGGCCCCGCUCAAAAUGAAAAGUACCAAGACGGCGAUGGAGCUGGGCAGGACGUUCGCCACGCUUUUCUCUGACAUCUCCUUCAGGCAGAAGCUGCUGGAGACAAAGACGCAGGAGGAGUUUAAGGAGGCGUUGGUGUUCCAGAGGCAUCAGCUGACAGCAGCCAACCAGCAGCCCACCGCUCUGGGGAAGGAGGAGAUUGACCCCCGCAGUCACAAACCACUGAAGUGUACAGAUUUCUUCAAAGCCGGCCGGGGGAUUUAUGAGGACUUGUGCCGCAGACUGCCUCUCUAUGCCUCUGACUUCACAGAUGGUGUUGUUGGCAGUAAUAAAACCCUGCUGAAGUACAUGACCACAGCCAUCUUCCUCUACAUUGCCAUCCUCCUCCCCGCCAUCGCUUUCGGCUCCCUCAACGACGAGAGCACACGUGGUGAAAUUGAUGUCCGGAAGACGAUCAUCGGUCAGAGCAUUGGUGGAGUCAUCUACUCGUUGUUUGCCGGUUCUCCUCUAGUCAUCCCUCUAACCACAGCUCCCCUCGCUAUCUUCAUCAGUGUGAUCCGAGGAAUCUGUGAUGACUACAACCUGGACUUCCCCGCCUUCUACGCUUGCAUCGGACUGUGGAACUGCCUCUUCCUCAUCCUGGGAGGGAUCUUCAAUGUCAGCCUUGUCAUGAAGCUCUUCAAAAGGUCAACCGAGGAAGUCAUCGCCCUGUUUAUCUCCAUUGCGUUCGUGGUGGACGCAGUCAAAGGCACAGUCAAAAUCUUUCAGAGGUACUACCACGCACCGACGAUGGCCAACAGAAGCAUAGAGUACAAUCCCAUAGCUGGAGACCUGGUGGGGGGAAACAGGAGCGAUGUGGCUGCAGGCUUGGUGCUCAACACCCUCCCUGAAUCCCUCAUCCAGUGCACUCGAGAAAGGCCCGUCCUCUGCCUCCUGCUGAUGAUGGGAACAUUAUGGAUGGGCUACACCCUCUACCAGUUCAAAAGAAGUCCGUUCCUGCAUGCCAAAGUGAGGGAGGUGCUGUCGGACUGCGCCCUGCCGAUUUCAGUGCUCUUGUUCUCCUUCAUCGGCUCCUACCUUUUCAGCGAUAUUGAACUUCCAGUCUUUAAAGUUCAUAACCGGCCCGUCUUCAAUGUGGCUCCGUUUGAGCGGCUGUCGGCCCUGAACGUUGUCAGCGCCAUGGGCCUCGGCUUCCUCUUGGCUCUUCUCAUCUUCAUCGACCAGAACAUCGUCGUCUCGCUGACGAACGCACCAGAGAACAGGUUGCUGAAGGGAAAGGCGUAUCACUGGGACCUGAUGCUCUCGGGUCUCAUUAACAUACUGAUGUCGGUGCUGGGGUUGCCCUGGAUGCACGCCGCCUUCCCUCACUCCACCCUCCAUGUGCGCCAGCUGGCUUUCGUGGAGCAGCGCGUGGAGGGCGGCCACCUCUAUGAGACUAUCGUCCAGGUGAAGGAGACCCGGCUGACGUCUCUGACUGCCAACAUCUUCAUCGGCGUGUCGGUGCUGCUGCUGCCCCUCCCACUGCAGUGGAUCCCCAAACCCGUCCUGUAUGGCCUCUUCCUCUACAUCGCCCUCACCUCCAUCGACGGAAACCAGAUGUGUGACCGCAUGGCUCUUCUCCUCAAGGAGCAGACGUCUUACCCGCCCACACACUACAUCCGCAAAGUGCCCCAGAGGAAGAUCCACUACUUCACCUUCCUGCAGAUGAUGCAGCUGCUGGUGCUGUGUACAUUUGGCAUGUACCCCAUACCGUACAUGAAGAUGAUCUUCCCUCUGGUCAUGAUCCUGCUUAUCCCAAUCAGGAACAACGUGCUUCCUCAUAUCAUUGAGGCCAAAUACUUGGACAUAAUGGAUGCCCAACACAUGUAGCUACAGAUGGAGACAAGCUGUGUGCGUAAGAAAAAAAAGACGUCUGGAAUGAAAAAAUAAAAAAUAAAACAACAAAGCAAGAAAUGAGGGAGAAAAAAAACAACAACAUAUUUUUCAAUGCAAAACUGUAUGGAAGCAAAAAAAAGGAGAAAUAUCGACUGUUUUGACUUUUGUAUCAGAUAAGAACAUUCUUACAGGUGAAGCACUGGAAAUGUGGGAAGUCGUGUGAAGAAGAAGAGAGAUGAGAGGAGCCGUGGGAAAUGUUUCCCAAACCUGGACAGACAGAAUCUCUCUGAGGAAAAAAAAAAGAAAAAAAGAAAAAGUUCUACCGAUUAACGGGACCGUCCAGAACUCCCUGUUUCACCUCCGUUUGACCCAGUCAGAUCGCUCAGUGCCAUAUACCUCCAUGUUCUCCUCUCACAUCCUUUACUUUGUAUGGUAACACUUUACUAUAUCGUUAUUGCAGUGUAUUCAUCUGUGUUUUAACCUGUGGGUAAGUACUUGAAGUACUCACUAAUACUGUGUAAGUAAUAAAGAUGCUGCCAGUGUACAUUGUAUAGUAUUUAGAACGGUGUAAUGGCACAAUGUAAGUAUGAACAAUAUCUUUUUUGACACUUUGCACUCACAUUGUGUUUUUUACACUCAUAUUUGAGUCAAUUUUACAUACUUACACUGUGUUGAUAAGUACUUAAAUACUUUUCCAUGGGUGAAUUAACUUAAGAGCACUGCAUUUAGGCCACUGUAGAGUUCAUCUUUACCUUUUGUAUUUCUGUCAUUGUGCAGCGUUAAAACCUUCACAUUCCUGAACCUUUUAGCUGUGAUUUCUUCCCCCCCCCCCCCCCCCACUGUUUUUCUAUAAAGGACACUUGUGCCCGCACAUAUUUAGUUUCUAAGUCAUUCCAGCAAACGCCAGUGUUCAUUAAUUAGAGGAAAAGGAGCGUGUGUGUGUGUGUGUGGAUGCAUGUGUGUGUGCAUGUGUGUGUGUGUGCAGUGGACACAUAGCUAAUCUGUCCUUCACGUAGCUUUCUAUCAGCUAUUUAGAAAAAAAACCUAAUUUUUAAGGUGGAAUUUAAGUGCUCAAACAAAUAAAAGAAUACAUUCCACAUAUAAAUGUUAUAUGUAAUAAUUUAGAACGACAGCACAAACCAAAACAUAUAGUUGAAUCUUUAUCAAAUUCUGAAUAUAUUAGAAUAUAUUAUGGCAAUAUACAAAAAAUAUUUUAGGUUAAAAUUGAAAUAGAAUAUUUAUUUAUCAUGAUGACAGUUUAUCUUUGAAGUACAAAAUGAUAAUAGUGUGUGUUUACCCCGAACUGGAAAGAGAUCUGUUGUUCUCUCAGCUCCUUUACAUUCCUACAGUUGCUGACUCUUGUAUUUUUGAGUGUUUGUCUUACAUUCGGCUUUGUCGCAGUGUUUACAUAUCAAAGUCCCUUCCAGCUCCAUGUCAAGGUCCAACACAGUUCUGGUGCAUUGCUAGUUAAGAAGAGAGCAAGUACAGGUUAAAAAAAAAAGAGAAAAAAAAGAAUAAAUAAAUGACAGUUAGUGGGCUUUGGAUUCAAUGAAAAUGCAUCCUUUUUUAUUUUUUAUUUUUGUGGACAAGUGUUCAAAGAUGAGUUUUAGAAUAAUCCGGUCUUGUUUUUCUAUUUAGAUGUUAUGAUUAGAUCAAUGCUUGCAAACGUUGUCAUGUAAUAAUCCAGACGUCUGGAAAGAUUAUCUUGUUAUCUACAAAAAAAAAGGAAAAAAAAAAAAAAGAAAAUUUCUAAGCACUGGUUUGCUUAAAGCAUGUCUCAUCUGGGUUUUUUGAUACAAUGUGAUGCCAAUGGACAUGUAUCCUACACAGAAAAAAAUAAAAUAAAGUAGCAAGUCAAACAGUAACUUCUCAAUAAACCGAAUGCAAUGCUCAAUAUUCAGCAAUACUGUGUAUAAAACAGAACUUCGCUGGUGAGAGGCCGACUUCCCAUCGAACGCGGACCCACCAGUGAAGCAACAACAGGCCAGCUGUAUUUUUAAGACGGCAACUUUUCAGUCCAUCGUCAUGGUACAAUAAUUUAAAAAAAACUGCUAUGUGCUGAUUCAACUAUUGCACACAUCAAGGAGUAAAAAAAAAAAAAAAAUUGCCUGUCAACGAGGCAUUGGCAGUGCCGGAUUUUAUUAUGGUUUAGUUGCUUUCCCAAUAUCAAAAUGGCAGCUCCCUCAUGCAGUUCUGUUCAACUUUGUCUUACAGAUGUGAGAAAGAUGUCCAAUUUAAGCAGAUGUCUCAUACAGAGAUAGCAAAGGCAUGAAGGGAAGCUUGGGGAGCAUUUGCAUAAUCCUUGGACUAAGCCUUAAGACAGCACUGGUGAGAGAAGAGAUUGUGAGGUAUGAAGUAAUAUGUACAGUUUGCAAUGCAAAGUUUAGUUUUUAUCAACUAUUCAUUGUAAUCCAUGGCAAGGUAUUAGUUUCUAACUUUGGACCGAGUACAGAGAUUUAACCAUUCUUCUACUUAUGUGACAGUAAUGUUGUUGUUCCUUGAUAUCUUCUCUGUACUGAUGAUUUUGGAAUAGCAGCAAACUUCUCUCAGAGGACUUAACAUUGGAUUCAGAGUGAAAGACAUAUUACUCUGUUUGUGAAACCUUGACUCCCCCACUUUACCCCCCCCCCCCUCCCCCAACUCCUCACACUCUUCCUAAUUGGAUUUGUUUGAAAUUGCGUACUGUGGUGUUUUGUUUCGUUCUCUCUUUUCCUGAUUUCAUAUAGCCUACUUUUUCUAUUCAUGAAUGUAAGAUGUGUGGAUUUUUAUAUAGCAUAUUAAUUUAGGUGUCAAACAGAAUCUGUAAUUUUGUCAAAAAGAUCAGCUAUAUUUGUAAGCUGUAAUAUGUAAAAAUGAGAAAAAAAUGGUUAUCAAACAGAAUGUGUUGGUUUACUAUAGUAUAUAUAUACUGUACACUGAAAAAGAGAGACUAUCUCAAGCUGUUUGCCAAAUAAAAAGUA
Messenger RNA from Scomber scombrus (Atlantic mackerel), 5581 nucleotides. RefSeq names its product solute carrier family 4 member 11 (gene slc4a11). Gene Ontology annotation, molecular function: solute:inorganic anion antiporter activity. The transcript has 20 exons. The record is from RefSeq and is a predicted model, not a curated record. The coding region runs from base 81 to 2615 and encodes 844 amino acids. Gene Ontology annotation, biological process: monoatomic anion transport; transmembrane transport; monoatomic ion homeostasis. Gene Ontology annotation, cellular component: basolateral plasma membrane; plasma membrane. NCBI's taxonomy places the organism in Eukaryota, Metazoa, Chordata, Actinopteri, Scombriformes, Scombridae.